GUUAAUUCAUCAUCAGGUUUUCAUAAUCCGCAUCAAAUUUCAAUAAAUUUUUUGUUCUGAAUCGAAUAAUCGUGCUUGCUCGUUAAAAAAAGGUCACCAUGUCUCGAAUCUUAUAUCAUCGUAAUUUCCUCGCCAACAAUAAUAUCAACGUUUUCAUUCUACAAAAACAUUUAUAUAAUCAUCAUCAUCCACCAUCAAAAAAUUUUCGUUAUUUUUCAACCGAAAUUAAACCAAUUAAAAAAGUUUUAGUUGCCAAUAGAGGCGAAAUUGCCAUUCGAAUAUUUCGAGCAUGUACUGAAUUAGGAAUACGUUCGGUAGCCAUAUAUUCGGAACAGGAUAAAAUGCAUAUGCAUCGGUUGAAAGCUGAUGAAGCUUAUCUGAUAGGAGCCGGUUUGGCUCCGGUUCAAGCUUAUCUAAACAUUCCGGAAAUUGUUCGUAUUGCAAAAGAAAACGAUGUUGAUGCUAUUCAUCCGGGUUAUGGUUUCCUAUCGGAACGUUCAGAUUUUUGUCGUGCUUGUAUUGAUAAUAAUGUUAAAUUUAUUGGGCCUAGUCCGGAUAUUAUGGCCAGGAUGGGUGAUAAAGUUGAAGCAAGAAAAGCUGCAAUUGAAGCUGGUGUCCAUGUUGUUCCCGGUACUGAUAAUCCAAUUACAUCGGUUGAUGAAGCAAUGGAAUUUGUUCGAAAACAUAAAUUACCAAUCAUAUUUAAAGCAGCAUAUGGUGGUGGUGGUAGAGGUAUGCGUGUUGUACGUAAAGAAAGUGAAUUAGUUGAAAAUUUUGAACGUGCAUCAUCCGAAGCAUUAUCUGCAUUCGGUAAUGGUGCACUUUUUAUUGAAAAAUUUAUUGAACAUCCACGUCAUAUUGAAGUACAAAUUUUGGGUGAUCAUUAUGGUGAUAUUGUACAUUUAUAUGAACGUGAUUGUAGUAUACAACGUAGACAUCAAAAAAUUAUUGAAAUUGCACCAUCACCAUCAAUUGAUCCUUUGGUUCGAGAAAAUAUUCUUAAAGAUGCUGUAAAAAUAACCAAACAUGUUGGUUAUCAAAAUGCUGGUACGGUGGAAUUUCUAUUGGAUUCUGAUGGAUCACAUUAUUUUAUCGAAGUAAAUGCCCGACUGCAAGUUGAACACACGGUAACCGAAGAAAUUACCGGCAUUGAUAUUGUACAAAACCAAAUUCGUAUUGCUGAAGGAAAUAAACUAGCUAAUUUAGGUUUGAUUCAGGAUAAAAUUCGUAUCGAUGGUACUGCUAUACAAUGUCGUGUAACAACAGAAGAUCCGGCUAAAAAUUUUCAACCUGAUUUCGGCCGGAUUGAAGUUUUUCGUAGUGGUGAAGGUUUCGGUAUACGUUUGGAUGGUGCUUCCGCUUUUUCCGGUGCCAUUAUUUCCCCUUAUUAUGAUUCAUUAUUAGUUAAAGUUAUUGCUAAAGCUGGUAAUAUUGAAUCAGCAUCACGUAAAAUGACCAGGGCUUUAAGAGAAUUUCGUGUUCGUGGUGUUAAGACGAAUAUACCAUUCUUGUUGAAUGUUUUAAAUAAUGAACGUUUCCUGAAAAAUGAUUAUGAUACAAAUUUUAUUGAUACUCAUCCACAAUUGUUUCAAUUUGAACCAAGUCAAAAUCGUGCACAAAAAUUAUUAUAUUAUUUAGCAAAUGUUAUGGUUAAUGGACCAUCAACACCAUUAGCAACAAAACUAAAACCAGCGGAAAUAAUACCCGAAGUUCCGGAAACAACAAUAAUUGGUGAAAAAUCACCAAGAGAAAUAUUUUCCGGUUGGAAAGAAAUUCUAGAUAGUCAAGGACCAAAAGCAUUUGCAAAAGCUAUUCGUGAACAUAAAAAUCUUCUGUUGAUGGACACAACGUUUCGUGAUGCACAUCAAUCAUUACUUGCAACACGUGUUCGUACAUAUGAUUUACUUCGUAUUAGUCCAUAUGUUUCCGAAAAUUUUAGUCAAUUAUUUAGUCUGGAAAAUUGGGGUGGUGCAACAUUUGAUGUUGCAAUGCGAUUCCUGCAUGAAGAUCCAUGGGAACGUUUGCAACAAAUGCGUCAAUUAAUACCAAAUAUUCCAUUUCAAAUGCUAUUGCGUGGUGCAAAUGCAGUUGGUUAUACAUCAUAUCCUGAUAAUUUAGUUUUUAAAUUUUGUGAACUAGCCAAACAGAAUGGAAUGGAUAUUUUUCGGGUUUUUGAUUCACUAAAUUAUGUGCCAAAUAUUUUAGUCGGUAUGGAAGCUGCUGGUCAAGCUGGUGGUGUUGUUGAAGCAGCCAUUUCAUAUACGGGUGAUGUUUCCGAUCCAAAUCGUACGAAAUAUAAUCUAGAUUAUUAUAUGAAAAUUGCCGAUGAAUUAGUUCGAGCUGGUGCACAUGUUUUAUGUAUAAAAGAUAUGGCCGGUUUAUUGAAACCACAAGCAGCAAAACUGUUAGUAUCAUCAUUACGUUCGAAAUAUCCGGAUCUACCGAUUCAUAUACAUACACAUGAUACAGCUGGUGCUUCGGUUACAUCAAUGAUUGAAUGUGCAAAAGCUGGAGCGGAUAUUGUUGAUGUUGCCGUUGAUUCAAUGUCUGGAAUGACAUCACAACCAAGUAUGGGUGCAAUUGUUGCAUCAUUAGAACGGUCACCAUAUGAUACUGGACUGGAUUUAAAACAUAUUAGUGGUUAUUCAGCAUUUUGGGAACAAACACGUACGCUGUAUGCACCAUUUGAAUGUACAACAACAAUGAAAAGUGGAAAUUCUGAUGUUUACCUGAAUGAAAUUCCUGGUGGUCAAUAUACUAAUCUACAAUUUCAAGCAUAUUCUCUUGGUUUGGAAUCUCGUUUUCAACAAAUUAAAAAAGCAUAUGCUGAAGCAAAUAAACUAUUGGGUGAUUUAAUAAAAGUAACACCAUCAUCAAAAGUUGUUGGUGAUUUUGCACAAUUUAUGGUACAAAAUAAUCUGACUGCUAAUGAUAUUGAACAAAAAGCUGAAGAAUUAAGUUUUCCAAGUUCAGUAGUAGAAUUUAUGCAAGGUUUUAUUGGUGAACCAUAUGGUGGUUUUCCCGAACCAUUACGUAGUAAAAUUCUGAAAGGACUUUCACCGAUAAGUGGUCGUCCAGGACAACAUUUAGCACCAUUAAAUUUUAUUCAACUUAAAGAUGAAUUAAUUGAAAAACAUGAAUCAUCCAUAUCGGAAACUGAUGUUAUUAGUUCGGCAAUGUAUCCAAAAGUUUGCGAUGAUUAUAUAAAAUUUCGUGAAGAAUUUGGACCUGUCGCACUGUUGGAUACAAGAAUUUUUCUAACCGGACCAAAAGUUGGUGAAGAAUUUGAAGUUGUUUUAGAAAAAGGUAAAACAUUACAUAUAAAAACAUUGGCUGUUUCGGAAAUUCGUUCGAAAACUGGUGAACGUGAAGUAUUUUUCGAACUGAAUGGACAAUUAAGAACUGUAUUGGUUAAAGAUAAAACUGUUAAACAGGAAAUUGUAUCGAAUCCAAAAGCAUUGAAAGGUGUAAAAGGUUCAGUUGGUUCACCAAUGCCCGGCACCGUAAUCAAUGUUAAAGUUAAUGUUGGUGAUAAAGUAGCCAAAGGACAACCAUUAAUUGUAUUAAGUGCAAUGAAAAUGGAAAUGGUUGUACAAUCACCAGUUAGCGGAACAGUAAAACGCAUCCUGGCGCAAAAAGAUAUGAAAUUAGAAGGUGAUGAUCUUAUCAUGGAUAUUGAUGUUGAUAAUUGAAAAAAAAGUUGAAUGUUUUUGUUUUUUUUAAAUUAAUGUUAUAUUUGUUUAUUAUUAUUUUUUUUUACUU
Dermatophagoides pteronyssinus (European house dust mite) is the source of this 3762-nucleotide messenger RNA. RefSeq names its product Pyruvate carboxylase (gene PCB). Gene Ontology annotation, biological process: pyruvate metabolic process; gluconeogenesis. Gene Ontology annotation, molecular function: metal ion binding; pyruvate carboxylase activity; ATP binding. The record is from RefSeq and is a predicted model, not a curated record. Gene Ontology annotation, cellular component: cytoplasm. NCBI's taxonomy places the organism in Eukaryota, Metazoa, Arthropoda, Arachnida, Sarcoptiformes, Pyroglyphidae.